GGAGGCUCGGUGGCACUGAUCUGACUGCACUCACACAGCUGACCAGGCUGAACAUCUGAGAAAAUAUCAGCAUCAUGUCAGAGGAUGUUGACAGAAGCAAGGUGUUUAAAACCACCAGGGUGCGGACUGCACUGAAGAAUGAUCUCAGCUGGAUCCACAGAGCGAACCAGCCAAAGGACGAGGAAGAGCAAGGAAAAGCAAGGACGGAUAAAGCCGUAGUGAGGACAAAACCCAGUCCAGUCAGGCACAGCUCAUACGUUCUGUCUGCAGUGAAGAAAUUUGAUCAUUCAGCUACUCAGGCAAAUGGUGAUGCUGUUUCUCCCAAGAAAGCUGCUCAGCCUGAGGAAUCAACAGCGAAGAUCACAGAAGAUACAAAGCCCCAAGCACCUGCUGAGCAAGCUGUCCAAAAUGAUGAGGCAAAAAAAGAUGUGCCAGUUGCCAACACAGCUGCAGAAAACAAGGAAGCAAAUGCAGAUGUGUCUGUUGAACAGAUAAAUGGAGAACACAUCGAGGCGGCUGCUGAGGUCGCUGCAGAAGUUGUUGUAACAGAAUGCAUCCGGAAAGGAGAGGCAGAAAAAAUUCCCUCUGCAGAAGAUGCAGCUGAGCCGCAGGAGAGUGACACAGCUGCAGAAAUCAAGGAGGCAAAUGCAGUUGAACCCGUUGCUGGAGAACACAUUGAGGCGGUUGCUGAGGUCGCCGCAGAUUCUGUGGCAGCAGAACGCAUCCAGAAUGGAGAGGCCGAAAAAGUUCCCUCUGCAGAGGAUGCAGCUGAGCCACAGGUUUCUAAAGAAGCACCUGCAGAUGCAUCAGUGGAGCAGAUAAGUGGAGAGCAAACUAAAGAGGCUGCUAAGGCCAUUGUAGAAGAAUGCAUCCAAAAUGCACAACAAAUCUCUGCAGGUGAUGCAGCUGAGCAACAAGUUGCCAACACAGUUGAAGAAAUCAAGGAGGAACUUGCAGAUACAACCGUCAGUGAUGCUGAGAUCUCUGCAGAUGUUCAUGUGGCGGAUCCUGUUUUGGAAACUCCUGCUGCAGUGGAAGUGAAAGACACAGCCGAAGUCCCUGUUUCACCUCCAGUCGAGGCCAAAGCACAAGAAGAGCCUUCCUCUGAACCUGGGCCUGCUGAUGUAACAACUGUGGAGGAAGCGGCAGUGGAACCAACUGUUCAGGCUACAGAGGAGAGCAGUCCCCCAGAACAGGCUGCAGAAGAAAUUAUUAAAGCUGCAACUGAGGUCUCAGUGGAGUCAUCAUCCGACAAAACUGAUGUGACUGAUGCUACGCCAGGAGAGGGGGCUGCUCUCCAAGAAAGUGUUGAAACAGUCACAGAGUUAUUGGCAGAAUCUGAAUCGCCCACUCAAGCUGCUGCUGAAGUUGCUCCAGUGGAGAGCUGUGAUAAAGGUGUUGAAGAGACUGCAGAAGAAACUAUUGAAGCUGUAGCUCAGGUCGCUGUGGAGGCAGUGCCUGAGACUCCUGAUGUGACUGAAACGGCAAAAGAAAAAUCCGCUCCUGAAGGCCUUAUGGAACCAGUACCUGAUGUAGUUGCAGAUACUGUAUCGGUACCAGCUGAGGCUGCUGCUGAACCCGUGGAACUGGUGGAGAAAAAAGUCGAGGCUGCAGCCCCAGCAGAGCCGCCCCUGAAGACGACAGUUGAAGACGUGGUUGAAUGUGAAGUCCAGCCUGUUGUUGAGCGAAGUGUUGAGCCAGCAGUUGAGAGGGCUGCAGAUCCUGUUGUGGAAGCUGCUGAGCCAGUAGAUGCUGAGACUGCUCGGGAUACGUUUACCUACAGAGUCAUCGAACUGACAGAUGCAUUAGAUGUGGUGACACCCACAGAUGAAGCUGCACCCACUGCAGCUGCUCCUGAACCUGCGAAAGACCUAGAAGAAGCCCACACAGAGGAGGCAAAACCGAUCCAAGAGCCUGAUGUUACCAACAAGCCUGAAGUGGUGCAAACGCCUGUGGAGGAGCAAAAAACAACAUACAUUCUGAAGGAAACAAGUGAUGGCAUACCUUUUUGUUCAUUCUGUGACAAAUUAAUUGAUGGAAACGUGAAGAUCAGCUUCAGUGAACCUCUGGUGAGGUGCCACCCAGACUGCCUCAAGUGUGGUGUGUGUGCGAAGGCCCUGGGAGAUUUGCUGACCCCCAUGUUUUUGCAUAACCAAGUGAUCCAAUGUGAUGGCUGCUUUGCAAAAGCUCUCAAGACCUAAAGCCUAACUGGGACAAAUAUGUCAUCAGAGAAGACCCAAAGCGUUCUGUGAUUAAUGUGUUGUUUGGACUGAGAAAGUCACCACU
Cheilinus undulatus (humphead wrasse) is the source of this 2286-nucleotide messenger RNA. Its product is annotated as fibrous sheath CABYR-binding protein. The transcript is spliced from 9 exons. The coding region runs from base 75 to 2201 and encodes 708 amino acids. The record is from RefSeq and is a predicted model, not a curated record. Lineage: Eukaryota; Metazoa; Chordata; Actinopteri; Labriformes; Labridae.